AUGGGACCAAAUCAAUUCACACCUGGCUCUUUCCUCUUUUCUCCGCAUAUCCAAGCCAUUUGCGCAUCGGGAAGGGAUCCCGAAGAUAAGGGUCUAUCAGUUCAAAUCCCGUAUACUGCCUUCACAACUUCCCCGGAAUCACUAUCCGAUAACGACCUCAUGACUUUCGACUCGGAAGACAAACUCCAGCUCUUUUUGAGUGGAACAUCAUUUGGCAAUGCUUCGUCGAUACAGUCUAUCCAAUGGAUGGAUAACGAUUUGUUCGUGGAAAGUGAUGUAAUGCUACCAAGCCCCACCGAAGAAGGCAACCUUUCGCCUGAGCGUUUAGACUCCCCAGUAAACAGUCCUUAUGGCGAUGGUGAGCUUGGAAGCGGUAGUUUCGCGAAUGGCCAAGAGGAUGUGAUGUUAAAUGGAUUGGAUGAUGGGUAUUAUACAUAUUACGCUACUGGAUAUAUGAACGAUGCAAAUACCAUCAACACCGGCCUAUUGAAAGAAGGAUACAUUAAACCAGAACAGACAGAAUGUGGACGUACAUCGAGCCCUUCAUCUCCUCCACCGUCGCCAAACAUGCACCAAAUAGUCCAACCAUCAGAUGUAACUCCACCACCGACGAAACGCACCAACUCAAAGAAACACACUAGCAAUAAACCGCCACGCCAACUCGAAUGUUUCAACUGCGGUGUAACGAAAACCCCUCUAUGGCGACGCACUCCUGAUCGCAUGCAUUCUCUCUGCAAUGCGUGUGGUCUCUACUACAAACAAUACAAUACUCAUCGCCCACUACAUAUCCGUAACAAGCCAAGCGCAGCCAGCGGACCGUACAAUCUCACCACGUCCAGAAAAUCCUCUUCUUCCUCUUCGUCAUCCACCUCUAGUAACGGCAGCAACAACAGCAUGAACAAUGAUGUCGCAUCUCCCACUUCGUCAGCCAGUACCACACCUUACUUGCAACCACCUCAGGUACCCCGGCAAGCGCAACAACUUCAAUCUUCAUCCUUGGCGAGUAGUCCUAUAUCCGAGUCCCCUCGAUGUGUAAACUGCGAUCAAACUCAAACACCGCUUUGGCGCAAGAACGAAAAGGGUCAACCUAUCUGCAAUGCCUGUGGUCUCUACGCUAAAUUACACAACCGCGAUCGUCCAGUUGCAAUGAGAAAAGCAAAGAUCCAACGUCGCCGUCGCGAUUGGGGGGCAAACAAUCCAUCUGGAAAUGGAAGUGAUGGUGGAUGCGCAGAUAUUGACGACUGUUCGCCGAUUACACCAACUAGUCCACAAUUUCCGUUGACUAUUCCGUCCAUGAUUUCCGGGCAACGUCCUAUUAUGCCCUUGUUACAAACGGGUGCUAAUGGCGUCUUUUCUGAACAGGGUGCGGGAUUCGCUGACCAGAUUGAAGAUGAUGCUAAAUUUCAGAAUUUUGUUACAAAGCUUUCUCGAGAGGAAUUAGAAAAAUGGUUUUCCAUGUUCAAGCGCAGGUGUGAAUUAUUGAAGAAUGUGCUUGAAGACUGCUCUGAAGCCGGGGCGCUCACAAAAUUUUAA
Messenger RNA from Paraglomus brasilianum, 1533 nucleotides. Lineage: Eukaryota; Fungi; Glomeromycota; Glomeromycetes; Paraglomerales; Paraglomeraceae. The record is from the annotation of a GenBank genome assembly.